AGAAAAUUUAUUCAAAUUUAUCGAAAAAUAAACUAUUAUUGUAUGACCGAGGACAAACAGCUUUUCCUAUUUGGACAUACGCUUCCGGGGAACGAGAAUCUUUUGCUUGAAAGGAUUAAAGAAUGCGCAGAGAAACGAAAUAAAGGCUAUUGCUCUACUUCGCCUGGAUGUACUGUUCUUCGAAAAAUUCCAGCUGAAGAUGUUUUGCAAGUUACUGCUGGGCAUAAUUAUGUUGCCUUUCUGCUCAAGGAUCAUCGAGUCGCUCGUCUUCGUUAUGAGAUUGUUGCUAACACUAUUGAAUCUGCCGCCCCAGCAGACAAAAGUAUUUUUUUUAUUAAUCUUUAA
This is a messenger RNA of Meloidogyne enterolobii, 345 nucleotides long. Lineage: Eukaryota; Metazoa; Nematoda; Chromadorea; Rhabditida; Meloidogynidae. The record is from the annotation of a GenBank genome assembly.